AAACACUGCAAAAGUUAAUGCCCAAAGGCGACGCCCCCAACGCUGCCACAAUGAUAACCAACAAUAAUUUGGAUUACGAGAAGAACAGUAAUACGAGUAGCACUGGCAGCAACACAGCACCAGCAGCAACAGCAACAGCUCUGGCAACAGCAACAACAACAACAACAGCCUCAACAGCUAUGAGCAACAGCAAUGGCAGCGCCAACAGCAGCAACAACUCCUCGCCAACUUCGGCCACCAAUGCGAACGUCAAUGACAAUAGCAACAGCAACAACUCAUACUUUAAUCGCUUCGAUAAUCGCAUUGCCGCAAAUCUGGCCGCGGUCAUAACGGGCGCCCGAUUUCGCUCCUCCUCCUGCAGCAGCCGUACGACCAACAAUGCCAAUGCCAGCCACAACAAGCCCCACGAUAAUGCAGCGCGAGCGGCGAUGGGUGUUGCCACCUCAGCGGCACGCACCCUGUCGCAGCACUACAAUAGCAUGGCUACUCUGGCACGCAGCAAGGCCCCCUGCAUGAGCAGCAGCAGUGGCAGUAGCCAGUCGCGUCCUGCCUCGCCUGCUCCACCCACAACCUAUGGCAGUCCCUCUCCCGGUCGCCGUCGUCCUUUGCAGCUCUUCACGCCGGUCAACCUCAACUGCAAUGACAACGACAAAGUGGCCCAAACACCCAGCUCCGAUGAGGACAAUUCACCCACAGAGCUCAAUAAUUGCAAGCGUUUGACCGACAAACCGCCGCUGGUCAAGCGUCUGACCAUGGGUCUGUUGCGCCACAACGAAGAGUCAUGCCCCCUGGUGAGCAAUGCCACGCCCAUAACGGGCAGCAUAGCCAGUACAACGCCCACUCUGACGCACAGCACGGCUCUGGUUAACCAGCUUAGGUGCAGCGAGAGCGACAGCAAUCCCAUCUACUCGAAUGGCUACAUCAAUGAGGACUCCUAUAUCGACAGCAAAUUCGGCGACUCCUGCCGACAAUCCCUGACCGCCAUACCCAUGCUGGAUAAUGUGAAUGUGAACGAUAACAGCGAGUUCAAUUUGAAGAAGCGAUACCUGCGCGAAACUAGCAGCGCCAAUUCCAGUCCCAAGAUCUUUGCAAAUCGCCUGCGAGUGAACAAUGCCACAACCUUGGCUGCAGGUCGCUACAACAACCCCAACACCCACAGCAACAGCAGCGGCAGCAUCAAUCAGCCAAGCAACCCCGAGGAGGAGGAGGCCGAGCUGAAGGACGCAUGUUGGUAUCAGGCGGGCAUCUCACGAGAUAUUGCUGUGGAGGUGUUGCAAAGUAAAAGUCCAGGCGCCUUCCUGGUGCGAAAAAGCACCUCUAAGCCGGGUUGCUAUGCGCUCACAUUGCGAGUGCCAUCGCCUCCGGGUCCCAAGAUAGCAAACUACAUUAUAUUGCGAACGGCGCGCGGCUACAAGAUCAAAGGCUUUCGCAAGGAGUUCUCGAGCCUGAAGGCGCUGAUAACUCACCACUCGGUCAUGCCAGAGCUCCUGCCCGUACCGCUGGCGAUGCCAAGGCCCACAAAUAUGUCCUCGUCGCGUCGCAAUCUAGAUGACUUCGAUACCUAUGACUCGCUACAAAUGCUUCUCAAAUAUUUGCGCGCCAAGGACAUCGAGGGGGAGUAGAAAUGGCAUACAAAUUGCUUUUAAGUUUCUGUUAUUUUUGGCAUGAUAUAUGCAUAAAAAAUAUUUAUACAAGUAUAUGUAUACUCGUACACAAACAUAUGUUAUAGAAAAAUGUGAUAUUCGAUAAAAAGAAAAACACAGACACUGCAAAUGAAACGCCUAGCUGAUAAAUGGUGAAAAUACGUAUAGUUUAGUUGGAUUUUUCGCGAAAAAAUGAUGAAUAGAUAAAAGGGAAUGAAGCGCACAUAUAGUAAAUAAAAAUGCUUUAGGGUCGUAAAUAUUUAAACUUGACUUCUCGCGAUUCAUUUUCCGUGUUCCCCGACAACAAAGAAAAAACGAAAGACGGAAAACAAAUAUGACAUUAAAUUUUAAUUCUAUGUUAAAUGUUGUUGCUGCUUCAAUUGUUAAGCACAUAUAAAUACAGAAUAUAUAUACGACGGAAAAAAUACUACAUUUGCAUAUUUGAAAUUAAGCAAAACAAAACAAAAUUGAAAACAAACCUAAAUAUGUAAA
Messenger RNA from Scaptodrosophila lebanonensis, 2135 nucleotides. It is a transcript of the gene PVRAP, whose product is annotated as dual specificity protein kinase splA. The record is from RefSeq and is a predicted model, not a curated record. The transcript is spliced from 5 exons. NCBI's taxonomy places the organism in Eukaryota, Metazoa, Arthropoda, Insecta, Diptera, Drosophilidae. The coding region runs from base 18 to 1622 and encodes 534 amino acids.